AGGCUUGGGGGAAAUUUCAUUGAGGUGGUUUAAAGUCAUUUUGUGAUCUAUAAAAACAUGAUGUCCUGAAUAUGAAUUGUUACAUCAUUUCUAAACCAUACACGCCGCAUUAAUUUCUGCCAUCGGUUCCGCCCAUUAUAAUAGUGUCAUCAAUGGGCGCGCGCUGCCCGGUGUGUGUAGACGGUUGCACGUGAAUCACCGUGAUGGCCAGCAGCUCUGAUGUGGUGAAGAAAGUCAUGCGGUGCAAACUUCAGCUCACAGACACAGCAGAGUCUGCUACGGUUCUAAAAACUUUGCAGAAACUCAAGGAUCUGAAUAUCACAUUAGACAUUCUUGCCGAAACUGGAAUUGGCAAAACGGUUAACUCAUUGCGCAGACAUGAACAAGCUGGAGAAUUGGCCAAGUCGCUAGUUAAGGGUUGGAAAAGAUUGGUCCCUAAAGAAUCCACAAGCAGCCACACAGAAGAUGGAGAUGCAUCAGAGAGUUUGUCUGUAAAAUACAAACUGGAUGACCAAAACUGUCCAAAUAAUGAAAGUUUGACAAUAGAGGAAUUAAACAAUAAUUGCUUAACAUCUCACUACAAGAACUCUUCAGAUAAGGUCUUAUUUAAAACAGGGAAUGUGAAAGAUAAUACGGAGAAAGAAUGUGAAGAACAGAUAAGACACGAGGACCAGAAUGAAAAUCAAGAAAAAAAACAGAGUAUCUCUCAGAAUGACGUCUUGCCGAAGGAAAUUGAAAUCCAAGAGGAUCAAAUGGAUAAUACAGUUGUUUCAAAGGGGAAGAAAAGUGACCAGAGUAACAGAAAAUCAGGAGACGGUGAUAUUCCUCAGAAAUCCAGGUCUGAUUCCAGAGAAAAAAUCAAAAGCAGCUCUGAUAGCGUAAGAUUUGGGUCAGAAAAAGAGUCAAAUAAGAAAUCAAAGGCAUCAAAAGAAUCGCCAAAGGAAGGCAGAGAGUCUUUUUCAUUUGAGUCCAGUGACAAGCUCUCAAAAACUUUAAAACUGGCCAAUGUGAAAGACGACAGACCUUCAGGAAUAUCAGAGAGCUCCGAAGCCCAGAACAGAAAAAGGAAAAAAACGGAUAAAGAGAAACACACCACUCUAAAACACAAACAAGAGUCUGAAAAUACAAAACACAAAAACAAAAAGGCUAAAAUGAAGCACAAAGAUAAGGGAAGUGACAGCCGCCCUGAGGAGCCCUCCAUGUCUUUUGAGUCGUGCUUGAACUAUGACGCGAAUGUUUUCAAGAGAAAAGAAAAAUCUGCAGUCAAGAAACCUCCCAAAAAGAUCAAGACUGCAGUAAAAGAGAAAGAAACUAAAGAUUCUGGCCUGAAACUUCUCAGGUCACCUGUGACGUCUAUAAAAGUUACCUCUCCAAAACAGUUUAAGGAGUCUCUGAUGGACCUGAUGAAUAUUCCUUUACCUGCUGUUCUGCCUGAAUGUGACCAGUCAUCCAGUGUUGAUUACUUUGAGAGGAAAGUUGAGAAGGAGUCUGAUUUCUAUGAAGUCUCUGAGGAGUCGGCAGGCUUCACUGGUCAGCGACUGAACAAGAAGAUGCAAGUGUACUCUGGUGCCAAGACUGUCUUCCUCCCGACCAUGAUGAGUUUGCACCAACAGUGUAUCCGCACACUCCAGAAUAAUAUUAACUUGCUCUAUGAAACUGGUGGAGUCCCGUUUGAAAUCCUUGAGCCGGUGUUGGAGAGGUGUACGCCAGAGCAGCUGCUACGCGUUGAAGAAUGCAACCCAAUCUACGUCGGAGUGACAGACCACUUAUGGGGGAAACAUUGUCAGAGGGACUUUAAAGACUCCAAACUUCAGGAGUAUGAAUCAUGGAAAGAGAUGUACGUCAGGCUGUCUGAGGAGAGGGAGAGGAAACUCCAAAGACUGACAAAAAGCAUUGUCUCUGCACAUUCUAGCAAACCUAAAGGUCGGCAGGUGAAGAUGGCAUUUAUUCAUACUGUUGCCAAGCCACCGAGAGAUGUGCGAAUUCAGCAGGAAAUUCAUGGAACUGCUGUUCAGCAGCCUCAUCAGCUCAGGUGCAGCGUUAAGGUUCAGGACAACAAGCCCAGGCCGAGUUGUAAUGAGCCCAGCAGGUCCAGCAGCACCAGUUCAGGGGCAAGCAAUACACAAGACCCUCGCAAAAAAACAAGAGUUGCUCCAAUGAUGGCAAAGUCCUUAAAGGCGUUUAAGAAACAGCUGGGACGCAGAUAAACUCUCUUAUAUGAUCUUGCUAUUUACAGUGUGUGGAUGUGGUGAAAGUGCACUCUAUCAUUCAUUAACUUUGAACAAUAGAAAGCCUGUGUUUCACCUUUGGAUUAUUCUGUGUUGUUUGUGUAAAUAUACGGGCAGUUGCUAUAUUUCUUUUCUCUAUAACUGUGAGUUAUCUUCACUAUUAAAUGGACAAUGAAAUGAGCAAA
Molecule: messenger RNA, 2413 nt
Organism: Morone saxatilis (striped sea-bass)
Lineage: Eukaryota; Metazoa; Chordata; Actinopteri; Moronidae
Gene: eloal
Product: elongin A, like
Exons: 11
Coding region: 204-2207 (667 amino acids)
Biological process (GO): transcription elongation by RNA polymerase II
Cellular component (GO): nucleus; elongin complex
Source: RefSeq, a predicted model, not a curated record